AUGGCGAGUGGAGGUGGAGGUGGGCAGGGGGAGAUUGCCCUGUCUGUUGAGGAGACGAACAGGCUGCGGGCGGAGAUAGGACUGAAGCCGCUCAAGAUGGACGACACAGGGGGCGACAAGCAGAAACAACCAGGUACACACACACACACACACAGCACUCACCCAAGACGCGACAACUCAGUCUGUCUGUGUCUGUCUGUGGUGUGUGUCGUUGGUUGAACGGCCAGGUGAUGGUGUGGAGGAAGAUCAGCAGCAGCCUGACGCGCAGGAGAUGCGCGAGCGCAUCGCAGCCUCCCGCUCACGCCGGGCGAGGGAUGAGAUCGCUGGAGGGAAGGGGCUAGGUACGUCUUUAAGGAGGAGCGCACACGUCCAUCUGCCGUCAGUAGGUGUUAUUAAUGUCUUUGCCUUGCUGUGUGUGUGUGUGUGUGUCGUCUAGGUGAGAUAUUGGCCGGCGAGGAGGGCGGCGACGCCGCCGACUGGGUGGCCAAGAUGCGACAGAAAGAGGCGGCCAUGCAGCAGGUGCCUUCGUCCGUGGCGUAGUGUUCGAUGCACACACAGAACUGUGUGUGUGUGUGUGUGUGCAUGUGUGUGUGUGUAGGAGCAGCCCUCCGAAGCAGCAGCAGCAGCAGCGGUGCCCAAGAAGAAGGAGAGACGCGCAAGGCCCAAGGCGCCCAAGAUGGCCGCUGAAGACGAACUCGCGGGGCUGCGGGUGAGUGGCUCACAAAAACACACACACACACACACACACACACACAGAGAGAGAGAGAUGUCUGUGUGUGUGUGUGUGUGUGUGUGUUGAUUGUGUGAAGGUUGCGCACGACAUGAAGGCCUUUGGUGAGGUACACGAGGGCGAGGAUGUCGUGCUCACGCUCGCCGACAAACCCAUCAUUGGGGACGAUGCGGAGUUGGCCGAAGGUCCCGACGAGCUCGAGAACAUCGCUAUUAGGGAGAAGACGGCGCUGGACAAGAAGCUCAAAGGUAUUGUGUCGGCCUGCCCACCCAGCAUCACACGUGUGAACGUCGACCUCUCUCUCUCUCCCUCUCUCCCUGUGUGUGUGUGUGUGUGUGUGUGUGUGUUUCAAUGGCAGACAAGGAGAAGACCACUGUGUAUGACCCCACCGAAGACUGGCAGAUCGGUACACACACACACACACCCCUACCCACACACACACGGGCGCAUCCCUCCUGUGACAUGAUGUGUUUAGGUCCCGACGGCCUUCCGCGCAAGAAGGACGUGUUGGAGCACUACGACGAGUGGGCGGCCGAGAGCAGCAAGAAGAAGACAAAGACACCGGGGGGAUUCUUCCUGUCGGCACUCGUCAAAGGAGGUAUGCACGUCUGUCUGGCUGUCUGGCUGUCUGCGAAGAUACGAACACACACCAAUUGUCCACAAUUGUCCAUAUCUCUCCCUCUCUCUCUCUCUCUGUGUGUGUGUGUGUGUGUGCAGAUGCGGAUAUCUCGCCGGCAAAGAAGCUGGACCUCCUCACGCAGAGCGCACAGCAGGUACGCUCACACGCAAGCCGCACACACACUGACUGACCGACCGAGCGGCAUCAAAGGCGUGUGUAGUAUGGGCAAACACACAUUCCUCUCACCCUCCCUCCCUCCCUCAGUCGUACUCCCAGCCCGCCGACUUCUACACCAAAGAAGAGAUGGCCAAAUUCAACAAACCGCGGCGCAGGAAGGAGAAGAAGAAUGCACGGUACACAACCACAACCACGCCCUCUCUCAACCCACCCCCCCUGACAUCUGUGUGUCCAUGGGUGUGUGUGUGUGCAGCCGCAAGGUUGACUGGGAGGAGCUGCUGGGAGAGGGCGAGGAGGAGGACAGAGACACGGGCGAGAGGCAUGCCGGCAGCAGGGCGUCGCAGGCCCAGAGGAUGGAGGCCGAACGGUGCGGGAAGAGACGGAGGGAGGGAGGGAGGGAGGAAGAGGGAGGCACACUUGGAUGGAUGGAUGGAUAUGUGUGUGUGUGUGUGUGCAGGCCCGAUUCUGCUGCAGCGGUGGCACAGACGCUCAGGCAGCUCGAUCAGAGGUACAUCCUCCCUCCCACACACACAUGGAUGGCUCUGAAGAUACAUACAACCACGGCGGCGUGUGCGUGUGCGUGUGCGUGUGCGUGUGUGUGUGUGUGUGUGCGUGUCGUGCUUUCACCUUCUCCAGUCGUGGAGCAGCAGAGGGCGAGGCGCCCCCAGAGGAUGAGGACGAUCGCAUGCUGUACGAGCAGCUCGCGAGACAGCGGCGGAUCGCACUUGCUCAGCAGGAGAGAGAGAAGAAACCUGACGAGUAAGCCACCACACACACACAGAGAUGGAUGGAUGGAUGGAUGGAGGCUCUGCAUCUGUGUGUGUGUGUGUGUGUGUGCAGGGAUCUUGAGAAUGGCGACGGUGUCGGCAGGGGCGGGGCGGAGGAGUACGUCAGGAAGGUGAUCGAGGGGGACCUGGUCAAGAAGGAAGAAGGUAACUAACCGAGGCCCGUGGGACGGACGGACGGACACACCCACACAGACAGAGAACACGCCUCUCCCUCUCCCUCUCGCUCUCCCUCUCGCUGUGUGUGUGUCUGCAGAGGAGGACGUUGAAAUGAAGGCCGAGGACGAAGCGGCCGGCGUCAAGAAAGAAGAUGAGUCCAACGGUCGGCUCACACACACACACACACACACACACAGCCCACUUAUCUUUAUGUGUGUGUGCAGUGGAGCUGUCUGCCUUCACGGAGUUCAUCAAGUCGCUGCAGACGCCCGAGGAGAAGUUCUCGGCCAUCCACUCAGAGGGCUACACCGGCAGCAUGCUCUACAGGUCGGUCAGCUAGUUCACACACACACACACGCACACACACGAUGGGUAAGUCAAUGGAUGGAUGGACGUGAUGCAGGCAGCAGCGCCUGGCUCGGCAGCGCAAGCUGGAGAGCAGAAUCAAGGGCGAGAGAGCCGGACAGGUAACAGACAACAGCCCCAAAUUCCCGACCGACCCCACCCCAAACACGCGCGCGUGUGUGUGUGUGUGUGUGCCUGCAUCAGGCUGAGCCAGCAUCAGCACCAGCAGCCAAGGAAAAGGCCAAGGAAAGAACCAAGGACAAGGAUGACGAGCAGAUGGCCGACGCUGCAGCAGCAGCUGGUGGUGCAGAGGAGGCCGCGGUCGGGGAGGGGGAAGGAGAAGAAGAGAGCGAUGAAGACGAGGUCAGUGCCACCCCCACCCCCCCACAGAGAGAAAUGGAAUUCCCCAUUCUGUGUGUGUGUGGGUGCGUGUGGUGGUUAGGACGAGGAGCUGCUCAACGACUCCGCCAUGGACGUGGGCCUCGCGAGCGCCCUCUCCUUCCUCAAGAGCCGAGGUACCCACCACCCCCUCAACCACCCCCUCUCCCCUUCUGCACACACACAUACGGAUUUGUGUGUGUGUGUGUGUGCAGGUGAGCUGAGCGACGACGCUUAUCGCCUGAAGCGGCACCACCCGACGCUCAAACCGAUGCACAUGGCCACCGACAAGGAUGACAUCAAGAUAGAGUACCGAGACGACUACGGGCGGGUCAUGGUAUCGUUCCGCACACACACUGAUGGGAUGCCACACACCUGGAUGGAUCAAUGGCAUUGGCGUGGUUUGUUUUGUUUCUUCAGAAUGAGAAGGAGGCUUUCCAAUACAUCAGCUGGACGUUCCACGGGCAAGCGCUACACACCCACCCCACACACACGAGUUUCUGUCUUGAUGUGUGUGUAUGCGUGUCUGUGUGGCUCUGUGUGUGCAGUAAGAAGCCCGGCAAGCGGAAGCUGGAGCGCAUGAUGAUGAAGCAACAAAACGGUACGCCCAGAUGGAUGGAUUGAUGCUCUUGAGCCACACCUCUCCCUCUCUCCCUCUCUCCCUCCCUCCCUCCCUCUCUGUCUGUGUGCAGAGAAGCGGUUGAAGGAGAUGGACCCGAGCGAGGUCAUGCCCACCAUGAGAGCCCUCAAGAAGAUGCAGGUGGGUGCUCACUCGCACGCAGACAUCCACUCGCACACACACAACUCCUUUCUGUGUGUGUGUGUGUGUGUGUGCGUGCGAACCACCAGGAGCAAGAGGGCGCUGCCCACCUGCGGCUGACCGGGACCAACAACUCCCUCAGAAACGCAUAGUCAGAUAAACAGACAGCCAGGACGGUGGAGGUGGAGGUGGGUGCGCCGCAGACUAUUGCCGGACGGUUUCCUUUGCUUUGCUCGACGAUUGGCUUUGCAUCUUUCUCAUUAUCGUGGCUGCGUACCGUCCCCGGGAGGACCCAAUCAAUCUGAAAGUUUGUGUGCCGCUGUGUCAGUCCGGUGUGUAUGGACGACUGACACCGGGAGAGGGAGACACUCUAAGGACUGGACCACACUUGUUCAUUCGUUCAUUCAGUCCUUAGAGUCCUUAGUGUCAGUGUCUGUGUGUGAGCCGUCCGACAGACACGGACACAGAGAGAGAGAUGGGAUAAAUAAUGCGAGCAAAUGAGAG
Messenger RNA from Vitrella brassicaformis, 4457 nucleotides. Lineage: Eukaryota; Vitrellaceae. The record is from the annotation of a GenBank genome assembly.